UACAUGGAAAAUGACAACAAAACAAUAAUAAUAUAAUUUUAAAUAAUCACAUAAUUACACUUGCUACUAAUAGAUAUAUAAGUACAUAGUUUCAGUAUUUCUUAGGGCUGGUAUACAAUGGCAAAAGCUUCCGAGAACGACCUUUAUGGCACUUCAUUUUCCAUCGAAUCUAUGAAAGUGAUUGCCGAGAGUAUAGGCAUAGCAAAUCUGCCCGACGAUGCCGCAAAGGAGCUGGCGGAUGAUAUCUCGUUUCGUUUGAAGCAUUUCAUUCAGGACUCCGCCAAGUUUAUGCACCACGCUCGUCGAAAUAAGCUAAUGUAUCACGACAUUGACGCCACACUUCGUUCGAGAAACAUUGAGCCUCAAUAUGGGUUCCACUCUGUCGACUCGUUACCGUUCAGGUUUGCGUCGGGCGGCGGUCGCGAGUUACACUUCAUCGAGGAGAAGGAGGUCGACUUGCACGAUUUCGUCACAAACACAAACGUCAAAGCGCCGCUCGACAUCACGCUGAGAUCGCACUGGCUGUGCAUCGACGGUAUACAGCCGGCGAUUCCCGAGAAUCCCCCUCCUCAGGAUAAGGAAAUUCAAAAGCUCGAGUCCGUCGAUCCCGUCAACAAAAUGAAUAAACCCAACAAGGAGUCGUCGGGCAAGCCUAGCACCGGCAAGCAGAAGUUGCGCAACGUCGAAACGGUGCAGAUAAAGCAGUUGGCCACGCACGAGUUGUCUGUCGAGCAGCAGCUUUAUUAUAAGGAAAUUACGGAGGCGUGUGUCGGGUCGGAUGAAACGCGCCGAAUUGAAGCGUUACAGAGUUUAGCAUUAGAUCCGGGACUGUACGAAAUGCUACCCAGAAUGUGUACAUUUAUAAUCGAGGGAGUACGUGUCAACGUCGUGCAGAACAAUCUGGCGUUAUUAAUUUAUCUUAUGAGAAUGGUUAAAGCCCUUCUGGACAAUCAGUCGUUGUAUUUGGAGAAAUACCUUCAUGAGCUGAUUCCGUCCGUCAUAACAUGCAUUGUGUCUAAGCAGCUCUGUACAAGGCCCGAAUUUGACAAUCACUGGGCCUUGCGCGAUUUCGCCUCGCGCCUUAACGCACAAAUUUGCAAAAACUUCAACACAAGUACCAACAACAUCCAAACGAGAGUGACGCGUAUUUUUACAAAUUCAGUGCAGCAAGGGGAUAAGUUGCCGUUAUCGUCGCUGUAUGGCGCUUUGCACGGGCUGUCCGAGUUGGGGACCGAAGUAAUUAAAACGUUCAUUCUACCGCACAUUAAGACUAUCGGUGCGCGAAUCGAAGUACACCUCGAAGGAUCGCUCAUGUCGAAUCUGGACAAGGUCGCUUCCGGGCACAUUAAAGCGCUUUUGGUGAAGGUGCUUGCCCCGAUUAUCAAAAAUUUGCGCGCCCCACCCGACUACUUCGAGGAGUACAAGGCGGACUACGGCUACCUGGGGCCCACCCUCCAAUCGGCGGUAAUGAAGGCGAGAACGCAGCCACCCCAACCGGUCACGCCCACAAACACCUCAAUAGCGCCAGUAAGCGCCACCAUCUCGCGAAACAUAACCGCCCCGAUGGGAAUCGUGCAGAACACCGUAACUCCCGGUCGCACGAUCGUAAUGAACCAACCGAACCGCGGCACGCCGACCACCGGCAACCAGAAGUUUGUGUUCGUAACGCAACGCUCGCAAGGAGCGGCGCAGCCGACCGCGCAACCGCAGCAAAACACCGUCGUGAAAAUCAUGAACUCGCCGAAUCCCCAGCCGAAGGUGGUCGGCGCGCCUCAGAAACUGGUGGUGGUGUGCAUGCCGAACUCGGGGUCGACCAAUUCCACCGUUAUAAGUCAAAAUACGCAAGUGUCGAGUAGCUUGCAGGGGGGGCAAAUUGUAAGUCCCGGGAUCAGUCCGAUGCAAAGCCAGCCGCAGUUCGCCGUGGUUCCCAAACCGAAUUUUAUACAGCAGAAUCAAAAAGUCAAGCAAGAGGUCUCAAUGGAUGAGCUCUCUCUUUUAACAAACUUUGUACCGCAGAGUCAAAAGAUCAAGCAAGAAGUGGCUAUAGAUGACCUCUCCCAUUUAGCUUAAGAGUGUUUUGUGCAUUUACUUAAAAUAAAUUUUUUAUUUUUGAAUUGU
Photinus pyralis (common eastern firefly) is the source of this 2118-nucleotide messenger RNA. RefSeq names its product transcription initiation factor TFIID subunit 6-like. The transcript is spliced from 5 exons. Gene Ontology annotation, biological process: transcription initiation at RNA polymerase II promoter; RNA polymerase II preinitiation complex assembly. Gene Ontology annotation, cellular component: SAGA complex; transcription factor TFIID complex; SLIK (SAGA-like) complex. Lineage: Eukaryota; Metazoa; Arthropoda; Insecta; Coleoptera; Lampyridae. The record is from RefSeq and is a predicted model, not a curated record. Gene Ontology annotation, molecular function: transcription coactivator activity; RNA polymerase II general transcription initiation factor activity; protein heterodimerization activity. The coding region runs from base 118 to 2070 and encodes 650 amino acids.